This is a messenger RNA of Suillus subaureus, 719 nucleotides long. RefSeq lists its product as uncharacterized. Gene Ontology annotation, biological process: protein histidyl modification to diphthamide. The transcript has 3 exons. Lineage: Eukaryota; Fungi; Basidiomycota; Agaricomycetes; Boletales; Suillaceae. The record is from RefSeq and is a predicted model, not a curated record. Gene Ontology annotation, molecular function: metal ion binding. Bases 76 to 423 code for a protein of 115 amino acids.
CGUGCCACGGACACAAGUGAGUCGACCAUUCGCAGCUGGCGGCUAUACACAUCUAGCAACCCUUCAUGAAUCAAUAUGGGGGCUUACUACGACGAGAUCGAAAUCGAAGAUAUGGCAUGGGAUGAGGCAAAAGGUGUCUACCAUUAUCCCUGCCCCUGUGGUGACCGCUUCGAGAUCUCUCGCAAGCAGCUCACCAACUGCGAGGACAUCGCAACGUGUCCGAGCUGCAGUCUAAUCAUCAGAGUCGUCUAUGAUCCACUUGAUUUUGAGGACGAAUCUCCAGAUGAUGAGGGGUCUGCAUCACAGGAAAGCGAAGAGGAUGAGGAGGAAAGUGACAACAGCGACGAUGACCAGUUCGAGGAUGCUCUUGAGAAGCUUACUUUAACUGAACCAUCGGCAGCGUUGGUUGCAGCAGCAGCAUAAGAAAUUGAUUUCCUUACUCAUUCCCUCUCGAUGAUGAUAGUCUAUGAUGCACUACGAUAUUAAUGCAUUACUCUGAACAUAUAAUAUUCUCAUGUGAGGUUCAUUGUCAUCGAUUGACAUGAAUGGGAAUCAGUUUCCUUCAUAGCGCGGAUACAAGGGUCGCUCAUACUGGGUAGAUCUCCCUAUACUAGAAAGUGCCCUUUAAAUAUCAACUUUACUUUUGGAACUUGCAGAGUCACAGAUACAACCAGUGAAUCGCGUCAGAAUUCACGACUUAAACCGAGUCAUGUUACAAG